CCCGCGGAGAGCAACAACACGCAGUCCGGCGAGUACCGCGCGGCGCUGUAGAUUCGAUAUUCGACCGGUGAUCGCGACGGACGCUCUGUAAUCAUAUAUUAUAUUAUCAUUAAUAAUAAUACCAGUCGUGCACCUUUUCGUUACCUUUUCUCUAAUAUAUUUUAUCGUUUUACGUCGGUUCGAUUUUUUUUUUUUUUUGAUUUUGAUUUUCGUUCAUACACGACAAUACUCGAGUUUUCUCAUCGUCCACAGAUAUUAUAUAUGUAUAAAUGUAUAAUAAUUAAAUUAAUAUAAUACCGUGAUUGUUCUCUGUUGGUUAUUUUUCAUCGGUUUUUAACUUUUUAAGAUUUUAUUCGGCUGCGCCAAACGUAACAAAAUUACAAAUUACAAUAUUAUUAUUGUUACAUUACAUUAUAGUAUACGUCGUGCGUUCGUGAAUAUUAUACCUGAUCGCGAUAUUUUCAUCCGCGUGUAUAAUACAAUCAUCAUAAAUCGCAAUAUUUCAAUUUAAUAUUUAUAUAUUAAAUAAUAUCAUAUUAUUGUGUCACGGAGUUCCGCGGCGGGCAUGGAUUGCAAGAGUUUAACGAUUAGAAAAGCUCCGCGCACGUUGCAGUAGAUAGGUCAAGCAAUGGGCCUCGAUGGGGCCAAGGCGUUAAUGAUCUUUAUUAUUUACGCGUUAAGGCUUCAACAGAAGGCUUACGCGGACAUUAAAGUGGGUAACGCCAUCAACGUAUUUAAUCGUUAUGGAUACUUUAGCAUAAGUAUGAGAGUGGUCCCCAGAAAUGACACUGAUCAUUCAUGGAUAUUCAGAGAACCCACGGUAGACGUGUUUAUGAACUUACCGGAAAAACAAAGUCUUAAAAGAAGCAUCGGAGGAGGAGGUGGUCAAGUCUUCCAAGGGGACUUCCACAUGGAAUUUUGUGAUAAUGUUAAACAAUUAUUGCAAGCCUAUUUUAGAGAUUUUUCCGUAGAAAGGCUGGAGAAACCGUGGCAGGCGUUUACGGGUAGUUGGUCCAAAUUUACGUUGGCUAGAAAUUUAGGUUUAGACGUGUCUUAUGUAACCGGAGAUCAUUGUUAUGUUCUCGUCAGGGUGGCUAGGCAUAGGGAGACUGCCAAUUUAGCAAUGGAUAUGGAGAGCACUGACCUUCACGAGCCAGUGGCCAAACAGGUGGCCUCUGUUAAUGUCGGCGAUAGUUUGUCGGUCAUUGAAUUCGUCAGGAGUUUUGGAUCUCAUUACGUGACGUCAUAUGUCACAGGCAAUUCUCUCUAUCAGGUGUAUGUAUACGCUCCAAACGCUUACAAAGUCAUUAAAGAACGUUUAAAAACAAAAGGCGUGUCACAGAUCUCCAACCAAGAGUUGAUUGGAUACUUUUCACCAUGGUAUGCAGAACAUGUGGGUAAAAUACAAUCAGCCAGUGGUAAUGCGACGGUUGAAAAUUGGGCACACCAAAAACUAAGAGUGAAAUUUUUUGUGUUUGGCUUUGCCUCAUUACUGAAAUUACACGGAGACACAAAACUAUUAAGUGAACUAAAUGGAAUGUUAGGCAAUGAAGCAUUACUUAAGCUCGACUUAAAAACCUUGGCGCCGGCUUUUAAGGACAUUCAAAAACGAGCUUGGUUCCAUGAAGUAAUGGAUAAUAAUUUAAAAUUAUGGGAAGUUAAUAUGUAAUAAAAAUAAUUCCUAAAAACUCAAUAUUACAAUGUAUUUAUUAUAGUAGUUUUACUAAUUUCUUAGCAAGGUACUACCACCUUUCGCUCAAAUGCCAAAUACUAAUGUACCUAAAAACAUUACCUAUAUAAUAUAUCUUUAUAUUAUGUUUUCUUGUUGAGCAACAAGUAUUGUAUUAUAAAUAAUUAUUGAUCAUAUAUGUUUUUAAUAAAGUCUUUAUUUAUAUAAGUUACAAAUAAAAAUUAUUGUCAUUAGUUUUUA
Messenger RNA from Aphis gossypii (cotton aphid), 1930 nucleotides. RefSeq names its product torso-like protein. The transcript is spliced from 5 exons. NCBI's taxonomy places the organism in Eukaryota, Metazoa, Arthropoda, Insecta, Hemiptera, Aphididae. The record is from RefSeq and is a predicted model, not a curated record. Bases 629 to 1669 code for a protein of 346 amino acids.